AUGCUCACUUACAACCAGAACGGCACCAGUCGUGGUAUUGCUUCGAUUGUCUUCAGCAGACCUGACACAGCCGCCAAGGCUGCCAAGGAGUUGAAUGGCCUCCUUGUUGAUGGAAGACCCAUGAAGAUUGAAGUAGUGGUUGACGCUUCCCACGCUCCAAGCGUGCCAGCACCCAAGCCUCUUACAGAGCGCGUCGCUCAAGUUAAAUCCCAGCCCAAGCCUGCCACGGCCGCCAAGGCCGCCAACACCACUCGGGGCCGUGGCGCACGCCGUGGCCGCCGUGGUGGUGGCCGCAGCUCAAACCGUCCUAAGCCGAAAACCGUCGAAGAGCUCGAUGCCGAGAUGGUUGACUACUUUGCUAGCAAUGAGAAUGCUGGCCCCGCAGAUGCCAAUGCCCCUGCCGCUGCAAACGGCGCUGUUCAGCAGCCUGCCGCCGGUGGUGAGGAUCUUGGAAUGGCCGAGAUCUCUGUAAGCUUCGCUGAUUUUAAUGCUCACUGGACGCACAGACACUGA
This is a messenger RNA of Aspergillus fumigatus Af293, 513 nucleotides long. RefSeq names its product putative RNA annealing protein Yra1. Lineage: Eukaryota; Fungi; Ascomycota; Eurotiomycetes; Eurotiales; Aspergillaceae. The record is from RefSeq and is a predicted model, not a curated record. Gene Ontology annotation, molecular function: mRNA binding. Gene Ontology annotation, cellular component: nucleus. Gene Ontology annotation, biological process: mRNA export from nucleus.